Ricinus communis (castor bean) is the source of this 2056-nucleotide messenger RNA. Its product is annotated as branched-chain-amino-acid aminotransferase 2, chloroplastic-like. Gene Ontology annotation, molecular function: branched-chain-amino-acid:2-oxoglutarate transaminase activity. The transcript is spliced from 8 exons. The record is from RefSeq and is a predicted model, not a curated record. Gene Ontology annotation, biological process: branched-chain amino acid metabolic process. Lineage: Eukaryota; Viridiplantae; Streptophyta; Magnoliopsida; Malpighiales; Euphorbiaceae. The coding region runs from base 416 to 1672 and encodes 418 amino acids.
AAAGGGCCUAAAAGAAUCAUCAAAAUAAAAAAGAAAAAAAAAACUUGAAUCUUUUUUAAAUCAAUAGACAUUAAGAUAAACAUAACUUUUCAGUGACGUGGAACUAUGACCUAAAAGAGAUGGUAAUGGGAUGUUGCCAACUCUCUCCCAUCCGGUGGAAAACUUCUAAUUAGCAAAAUAAUCCAUUAUUAUAAGUAGACAUGCACGGUCCCGUAUUCAAUUGCCUCAUCUUCUCAUUUGUCUCUUUCCUCUUCUGUUCAUUGCACUGAGAUCCUGAUAAACCAACAAACAGCUCAUGUUCUUGCCAAUUGUACACGUCUAUUUCUCACCAUACCUCGUUUUCUUGAACUGAGAUUGUUUAACCAUAUGUAUAUAGUGUCACAACAUUGAUCAAGGGAAGGGUAGAAAACAGACAAUGACUCAAACAAGUGCAGGAUUACGGAGACUGGUGCAAUCUUUGCAACUUGGUUCUUUUCAAUCGAAGCUUGGAGCUUACUUUAACUGUGCAUCUUCUCUGGAACAAAUUUGUGAUCAUAACUUCAGUGGCGAUGAAUAUGCUGAUGUUGAUUGGGACAAUCUUGGAUUUGGUCUCAAGCCAACUGAUUAUAUGUACGUAAUGAAAUCUUCCAAAGAAGGGCAGUUUGAGCAAGGACAGCUACAUCGCUAUGGCAACAUUGAGUUGAGUCCUUCUUCAGGAAUCUUAAACUAUGGGCAGGGACUCUUUGAAGGUACAAAAGCAUAUAGAAAAGAAGAUGGAGGCCUUCUCCUAUUCCGUCCUGAUCAAAACGCUACCCGAAUGAAGAUUGGUGCUGAAAGAAUGUGCAUGCCUUCUCCUUCCAUAGAACAGUUUGUCGAUGCAGUAAAACAAACUGCCAUUGCUAACAAGCGUUGGAUUCCUCCUACAGGGAAAGGGACUUUAUAUAUCAGGCCAUUGCUCAUGGGCAGCGGUCCUGUAUUAGGUGUGGCACCAGCACCCGAAUACACAUUCCUGGUAUAUGCUUCCCCUGUUGGUAAUUACUUUAAAGAUGGCUUUGCACCCUUAAAUUUGUAUAUUGAAGACGAAUACCACCGCGCAUCUCGUGGCGGAGUUGGAGGAGUAAAAACAAUCAGCAAUUAUGCCCCAGUUCUAAAAGCAAUAAAUAGAGCAAAUAAAAGAGGGUUUUCUGAUGUGUUGUACCUUGACGCUUUGAAUAAGAAAUAUUUGGAGGAAGUCUCAUCUAGUAACAUUUUCCUUGUCAAGGGCAAUGUAAUUUCAACUCCUGCUACAAAUGGUACUAUUCUUCCAGGGAUCACCAGAAAAAGCAUCAUAGAAAUUGCACAAGAUCUUGGUUACGAGGUGGAAGAACGAGCUAUUCCGGUUGAUGACUUGAUCAAUGCAGAUGAAGUUUUUUGCACUGGAACUGCUGUAGUUGUUGCUCCUGUUGGCAGUAUUACUCAUCAAGAUAAAAGAAUGGAAUACAGAACAGGUGGUCAAUCUGUAUCCUGGAAGCUGUACUCAGAUCUUGUAGGAAUACAGAUGGGUCUAAUCAAGGAUAAGAAGGGAUGGACAAUUGAAGCUACUUCCAUUGACCAAAACAUUCGUGGCCCUCUAGAAGACGACUCGGCCGUAAAAUUUGAGGAUUUCAUUGAAAAGUCUCGAAAUUCAAUCUGGUUUCGAAAUGAGAGGAAUUAGAAGGAAGAGAGGUAUUCUUCUAUAUUCACCGAAUAAAUGUAUACUUAUUAAUUCCUAUGCCUGUAAAAGAGCAUUAGUUCCAAAAGACAUGGGAAAGACUACGCAAACUAAUGAUUACAAGUUUAUACAGCGGGCAUAAACCAUAUAAAGGUUUAUAUCUAAUGACAAGACUUCUAGUAAGUGAGGCAGCAGGGAGAGCUUCCACUGAUUCCUUGCCUUCCUUCUUAUUUUCUUUUUGGUUUUGGCUUCCUAAAGUUUGAUAUUUGUUUUCAUAUGUUAUUUGGGCAGAAAUUGGGGAAUUUAUGAACACCCCUUCAGCUUUGGCAUAUCCUGCAAUUACAUUUCUUAUUUUUUAAUAAUAUAUACUUUCAUUUUUCGUGUUAA